Molecule: messenger RNA, 603 nt
Organism: Ectocarpus siliculosus
Lineage: Eukaryota; Phaeophyceae; Ectocarpales; Ectocarpaceae
Source: the annotation of a GenBank genome assembly
AUGCGCAACGCGGGGAAUUUUCCAGGUCCCAUUCCCCCUGAGCGGGGGAACCUCGGUGCCCUGGAAACGCUCGACCUGGGAUUCAAUGAUCGAACAGGACAAAUCCCGACGGAGCUAGGGAACCUACGCAUGCUGCCAAUGCUUUGGCUUGCCAACAACAAGCUUUCUGGGGCCAUCCCGCCGGAGCUGGGAAAGCUCGCAGCGCUGCGACGGCUCAACCUUCGGGGUAAUCAGCUAUCGGGUGAAACACCGGCGUUGCUAGGACAGCUCAGGAACCUGCAGGUGCUCAGUCUACGCAGAAACAAGCUCACAUGUCACAUCCCCAUGGAGCUAGGAGCUUUCAGCGAGCUGCAGUUGCUCAAGCUUGAGGAGAACCAGCUUACCGGCCCCAUCUCGCCGGAGCUCGGGAACCUCGCAGCACUGCGACGCCUCGACCUUCACUCCAACAUAAGUGGGGCCAUCCCGCCGGAGCUGGGAAAGCUCACAGCGCUGCGAUGGCUCAAUCUUCGGAGUAAUCAGCUAUCCAGCCUCAUUUCGCCGGAGCUGGGGAAUCUUGCGCCACUGAAGGACCUCUCCCUUUCGAGUAACCAGCUCAGCGGUUAG